Messenger RNA from Carica papaya (papaya), 4024 nucleotides. The record is from RefSeq and is a predicted model, not a curated record. Lineage: Eukaryota; Viridiplantae; Streptophyta; Magnoliopsida; Brassicales; Caricaceae.
UUGCUAAAGGAGGAAUUGUUUGAUUCAAUCCUGUGGAAUGAAGUUAAGUCUCUUUGGGAUGCACCUAUACAGCCAACAUUGGGUUCUGAGUGGAAAACCUGGAAGCAUGAAGUUAUGAAAUGGUUCUCAACAUCUCAUCCUCCAUCUAGCGGAGACAUGGAACCACAAAACAGUGAUAGUUUCUCAAACCCAGGUCUGCAAGUUAAUACAAAGAGGCCCAAGCUUGAAGUUCGUCGUGCAGAAGCACAUGGAACUCAUUUGGAAAGUGAUGGUUCACGUCAAGCUAUAACCGUUGAGAUUGAUUCAGAUUUUUUUCGUUUUCGAGAAACUACGAAUAUUGUUCAGUUAGUGCAAGAGAUUCAUAAGGAAGCAGAUUUAAUGGAGGCAAAUGUGAAAACAGGUGCGCCAAAUGGUGGGACAAACAGCUGGGAUGAUAUUGUUGUUGAAACCGGAAUAUCUGGGAUCAAAGAUGUGGAAUUUAUCCCAGUAAAUGAAGAGUCUAGUAAAUCUUCUGAUCCCCUUACCCAGAAUAAAGGUGUUAAAUUGACGGCUGUUAAUGAAGCAUUUAUUAAGAAAUCAUGUGAUUCUGGGAAUAGAAAUCGUCAGUGCAUAGCUUUCAUUGAAUCUAAGGGAAGACAGUGUGUAAGGUGCGCGAAUGAUGGAGAUGUUUACUGUUGUGUCCAUUUGGCCUCUCGUUUUAUUGGCAAUUCUACAAAAACAGAAGAGACUCCCCUUAUUGACACACCAAUGUGCGGAGGUACUACUGUUCUUGGUACAAAGUGUAAGCAUCGGUCUCUCCCUGGUUCCUCAUUUUGCAAGAAACACCGACCCCGGAAUGAUACAGAACUGUCCGCAAAUUCUCUGGAGAAUACAGCUAAAAGAAAGUACGAGGAGAUUAUUCCAAGUUUGGAAACCACUUAUUGUAAAGAGAUAUUAGUGGGAGAUAGUGAAAGUCCCCUGAAAGUAGAUCAAUUCUCGGUUAUGGAGGGUGGUGCAUCCAAUACUUUCUUGAUUGAGAAGCUGGAAAACUCUGGUGACUAUGAUGGCACAGAAAUAGUUCACUGCAUUGGUUCAUACUCUGACAAUAGCCAUAAUUCUUGUCAGGAAAGUGCAAAGCGGUAUUCACUAUACUGUGAUAAACACCUUCCAAGCUGGCUUAAGCGUGCACGGAAUGGAAAGAGUAGAAUAAUCUCAAAAGAAGUCUUUGUAGAUCUUCUGAGAAAUUGUUUUUCACUUGAUCAGAAGUUGCGUCUACACCAAGCAUGUGAGCUUUUCUAUAAGCUCUUUAAAAGCAUCUUAUCACGAAGAAACCCAGUUCCUGUGGAGGUUCAGCUUCAAUGGGCACUUUCUGAAGCUUCUAAAGAAUUUGGUGUAGGGGAAAUCUUAAUGAAGUUGGUCAGCGGUGAAAAAGAGAGACUCAGAAGCAUCUGGGACUUCAAUGCUGAUGAAGAUGCACAAAUUCUUUCUUCUCCUGCCGAAGAAUCAGCUAUCAUUCCAAUGGCCACCUUUGAUGGCAAUGACGAUGAGAAGAUCAAAUGCAAAGUUUGCUCCACCGAGUUCUUUGAUGAUCAAGAACUUGGCAUUCAUUGGAUGGACAACCAUAAAAAGGAGGCACAAUGGCUGUUCAGAGGUUAUGCUUGUGCCAUAUGCCUGGAUUCUUUUACUAACAAAAAGAUUUUGGAAUCCCAUGUUCAGGAGAGGCACCAUGUGCAAUUUGUUGAGCAGUGCAUGCUUCUCCAGUGUAUUCCUUGCAGCAGCCAUUUUGGAAAUAGUGAGGAGUUAUGGUCGCAUGUCCUAUCAGCUCAUCUUGUUGAAUUUAGAUUGUCAAAAGUUACUCAACAACAGAAUCUUUCUGCCGCUGAGGAGUCUUCUCUAAAACAUGGGCCAGGAAAUUCAGCUUCUGCCGUCAACAACUCUGAGAAUUUAGGUGGUUUCCGGAAAUUCGUUUGCAAAUUUUGUGGAUUGAAAUUUGAUUUGCUGCCAGACCUUGGCCGCCACCAUCAAGCUGCUCAUAUGGCACCAAAUUCUGUGAGCUCUCGUCCCCAGAAGAAGGGCAUACGUUACUAUGCUUAUAGGUUAAAGUCUGGGAGACUUAGUCGUCCUAGGUUUAAGAAAGGUCUGGGACCUACAUUGCCGUAUAGGGUCAAGAACAGGGCCAAUGCAAACAUAAAACGCAUUCAGACCUCCAAAUCACUUGGCACAGAGGGAAUGAGCAUGCAGUCUACCUCUGGUGCAACUGAAGCAGUGAGUCUUGGCCGAUUGGCUGAAUCUCAAUGCUCAGCAGUUGCAAAAAUAUUGUUCUCUAAUGUUCAGCAAACAAAACCUCGGCCCAAUAACCAUGAUAUUUUAUCUAUUGCUCGAUCUGCUUGCUGCAAGCUAAGCCUUAAAGCAUCAUUGGAGAGUAAAUAUGGUAUACUUCCAGAGCGGUUAUAUCUCAAGGCAGCCAAACUUUGCAGUGAACAAAACAUUCAACUACAGUGGCACCAAGAGGGAUUUGUAUGUCCUAAUAGGUGUAAACAUUUCAAGGAUCCUAGUUUGCUAUCUCACUUGAUACCCCGACCAAAUGGGAUAUUGUGUCAGCAGUCUAAUGAGUUCCAAGCUCCUCUUACCAAUGAGUGGGAAGUUGAUGAGUGCCACAUCAUCAUCAAUUCCAUUCAUUUAAGAGAAAAUCCUUUGGGAGAAACAACUAUUUUGUGUAAUGAUAUAAGCUUUGGGAAGGAAUCGGUUCCAGUAGCUUGUGUAGUAGAUGAAGCUCUCUUGGCUUCCCUGUCCAUCCCUGACGUUUCUAACGGGCAGAAUACUAGAUGCUCAAUGCCUUGGGAGAGCUUCACCUAUAUUACAAAGUCAUUGCUUGAUCAUUCAGAAUUUGUUAAUGAGUGUUUGCAGCUAGGUUGUGCCUGCCCAUAUUCAACAUGCUCUCCUGAAAGUUGUGACCAUGUCUACCUCUUUGAUAAUGAUUAUGAGGAUGCUAAAGACAUGUAUGGUAGACCAAUGCACAGCAGGUUUCCUUAUGACGACAAAGGACGAAUUAUCUUGGAGGAAGGUUACCUUGUAUAUGAAUGCAAUCAGAUGUGCAGCUGCAACAGGACUUGUCAGAAUAGAGUUUUGCAGAAUGGAAUAAGGGUGAAACUAGAAGUAUUCAAAACUGAGCACAAGGGUUGGGCAGUCAGGGCAGGUGAAGCAAUCCUACGUGGCACAUUUGUUUGUGAAUAUGUGGGGGAGGUCCUGGAUGAGCAGGAGGCAAACAAAAGGCAGAGCAGGUAUAAUCAAGGUUGCAGCUAUAUGUGCAACAUUGAUGCUCAUAUCAAUGAUAUGAGCAGAUUUAUUGAAGGACAGGAUCGAUAUGCUAUUGAUGCCACUGCGUAUGGAAAUGUAUCCAGGUUCAUCAAUCAUAGCUGCUCGCCAAAUCUUGUGAAUCACCAAGUUCUCGUCGAGAGUAUGGAUUGUCAGCGUGCUCAUAUUGGUCUUUAUGCUAGUAGAGAUAUUGCUAUUGGUGAAGAAUUGACAUGGAACUAUCAGUAUGAUUUGCUGCCUGGUGUAGGAUAUCCAUGCCUCUGUGGAACUGCCAAGUGUCGAGGCCGCCUAUGCUAAAAUAUUUAACAGCACUUGUGAUGUUUCUUCUGAAAUGGUUUCCAGGCUAUGAAUUCAAAGAAGGAAUAACAAGAGGCUGUGAAACAUAACUAGGAAGUUGAUCUCUACUGAUUUGCCUCCGCAUUAUUCGGGGAAGUCAAUAUUGGCAAUGAUCCGAUCAUGCGUGUUUGUAGCAGAUGAUGUUUCUUGUUCAUAAUUGCUGUUUUGAGGAUGGAAGAUGGAACCUGGUUCUUUAAUUGACAAUUUGUUUGCCAAAUUUACCCCAGUAUUUUCAUUACUGAAAGGGGAUUAUGCUAAAAUUUUUAGGGUUUGUUUUGUAGACGGUCUUGUGCUGCAUGAGUAGAACUGAUGCUUAGAAUAAAUUUUCAGGUACUGCUGUUCAGAAGUUUUUUGCAAUUAUUGGUUUGUUUAAGUUGCAUUUCUUCUUUUGCAA